AUGGCAGCCACUAUCACCCGUGCUUUCACCAAACGCAGCAAGCGACCGGAAAUCUCAACUCCUAUGCCAUACCGCGAUGGCCUCGUCAAGUAUGCACCCGGCACUAUCCGUCGUGGCAAGAUUUCCGGACCCGUGGAACUCCUAUCGGCCACCAACCCGCUGGUCUACAACGCCCCCGACCUUUCCCUUGCCUCUGGAGGAGUGUCAUCAUCUUCGUCCGUCUCAUCACUCCGAUCGUCAGACGACAGCGACGCAGCUCCCUUCUCUCCCAUAACACCAGUAUCGGCUGAGCCGGACGUCGCUAUGGAGCCAAACCAUCUGUCUGGAUACUUUCCCAAGCGAUCGGCAACCAUCGCCAGCACGCCUCGCUCGUCGACGUCUUCGACCGGUGUCGAUGCGCCUAGUGUGCCGAAGCGCGCGCUAUCGCACACUAAGAAAUCGCAUCAGGAUCUUGCGCGAAAGCGUUCUGUGUCAAGAAUGUCCCCGCCACCGUCGUCUAUGGCCACAACGACGACUACCACCCGCCGCAGCCAAGAACAGUCCUUUGCGCCGGUGCCUGAAUAUGCCGAGCACCCAUUCAGCCGCGAACUCGACAAGGUGAACGAAGUGGCGGAGGACUUUGGUGCGUUGAAACUGCUGGAAGAGGAGGAACAGAUUCUCAUCAACAAGGGCUUGAAGAAGUUUUCGCUCGAUGACUAUCUUUGCGAGAUUGAAGAGUUAUACGGGGGCGUGUUUGAUGACAAUGUCGGUCCUAUGGCAACUCAUGCUUGGUUCUAA
Talaromyces amestolkiae is the source of this 777-nucleotide messenger RNA. RefSeq lists its product as uncharacterized. The record is from RefSeq and is a predicted model, not a curated record. Lineage: Eukaryota; Fungi; Ascomycota; Eurotiomycetes; Eurotiales; Trichocomaceae. The transcript has a single exon. The coding region runs from base 1 to 777 and encodes 258 amino acids.